Molecule: messenger RNA, 2466 nt
Organism: Pediculus humanus corporis (human body louse)
Lineage: Eukaryota; Metazoa; Arthropoda; Insecta; Psocodea; Pediculidae
Product: acetylcholinesterase, putative
Exons: 4
Coding region: 1-2466 (821 amino acids)
Biological process (GO): acetylcholine catabolic process; choline metabolic process
Cellular component (GO): plasma membrane
Molecular function (GO): acetylcholinesterase activity
Source: RefSeq, a predicted model, not a curated record
AUGUUGACUGAAGCGAACAUCAGUUACAACGAUUUUCGAAACACAGUAGCCUUCAAUGAAUACAAUGAAAAAAUUGACAAUCGUAGAAUAGAAGAAGCUAAAAGAUAUUUAGACCUAACGCGUAAUAAAUUAGAAAAGUCAAAAAAAAUAAAGGACAGUUUUCAAAGCGCUGAGUCAAGUAGCCGAGACGUCCACUUUUCAAAAGACAGAGGAGAGCGAGAGGAAAAUGGUGAGGACAAAGAGUGGGAAAAAACAAUAUCGAAUUUAUCAGUUACAAAAACAAAGGGAGAAAUUAGAGAAACUAUUAAAAAUGUGGUCGAAAGACGAAAGAAGGACGGUAAAAUGUUAAAAAAAGAUAUACAGGGGGUUGUUAAAAAAAGAGGACGGUCAACUGACACACAAGACGAAAUAAUAAAGAGGAAUUUAGAGUUGCAGAGGACAAUUAGAAGCAGGGAAAAUAAGCAGCCUCACGAGGAAAGCGGUGGAGGUGGUGGUGGUGGUGGUGGCGGGAACGUCGGGAGCGGGACCGGUGGUGGUGCUAGUGUUCAAACUCAAAGUGCUCAUUUUGUUGAACACGAUUCUUUGAAAUUCAGUGAAAGAAACAAUUUAGGGUUAGGUGAAGGAAAUAUGCACUUAAAUAGAAAAGAUCGAUCCGAAUUCGGAGCCCAAAAUAAAGACUUGAAAAAUGAUUAUCGCUUUGUUGAUGAUAAAAAAAAUGAUCCACUCAUUGUAUCGACAACAAAAGGUAAAGUUCGUGGAGUCACUCUUCAAGGAGCUAAUGGGAAAUACGUUGAUGCGUGGUUAGGAAUACCCUACGCUCAAAAACCGAUCGGGAACCUACGAUUUCGUCAUCCGAGACCCAUUGAAAAAUGGGAUCCGGAAAUAUUCAAUGCUACAAAGCCACCAAACAGUUGCGUGCAAAUUUUAGAUACUGUUUUUGGUGAUUUUCCGGGCGCGACCAUGUGGAAUCCGAACACUCCACUUUCUGAAGAUUGCCUCUACAUAAAUGUAGUAGUGCCUAAACCCAGACCCCGUAAAAGCGCUGUGAUGGUAUGGAUUUUCGGUGGAGGUUUUUAUUCCGGCACGGCAACCCUCGACGUUUACGAUCCGAAAACUUUGGUGAGUGAGGAAAAUGUAAUCGUCGUAUCCAUGCAAUAUCGAAUAGCAUCUCUCGGUUUCCUAUAUUUCGGAACUCCAGACGUGCCCGGAAACGCAGGUUUAUUUGAUCAAUUGAUGGCUCUUCAGUGGGUUCACGAUAACAUUCGUUCUUUCGGAGGAAAUCCAUAUAACGUCACAUUGUUCGGAGAGUCGGCGGGAGCGGUGUCCGUGAGCACUCAUCUAUUAUCUCCUCUCAGCAGAAAUUUAUUUAGUCAAGCGAUCAUGGAAUCCGGAUCUCCUACGGCUCCUUGGGCAAUUAUACCAACGGAAGAAAGCAUAUUGCGAGGCCUUCGCCUUGCCGAAGCUGUCAAUUGUCCUCAUGAUCGUUUUCAAUUGUCUGCCGUCAUAGAAUGUUUGCGUAAUACAAAUGCUUCACUUUUAGUUAAUAACGAAUGGGGAACUCUUGGAAUUUGCGAAUUCCCUUUCGUACCCGUUAUAGACGGAGCAUUUUUAGACGAAUUACCCGAGUUAGCAUUAGCGAAUAAAAAUUUCAAGAAAACAAAUAUUCUAAUGGGUUCCAACACGGAAGAAGGAUACUACUUUAUUAUAUAUUAUCUAACUGAAUUGCUUAGAAAAGAAGAAAACGUUUACGUCAAUAGAGACGAAUUCAUAAAAGCGGUAAGAGAAUUAAAUCCGUACAUAAAUAACAUAGCAAGGCAAGCGAUCAUAUUCGAAUAUACCGACUGGUUAAAUCCGGACGAUCCGGCACGUAAUAGAGAUGCUUUAGAUAAAAUGGUCGGAGAUUAUCAUUUUACAUGUAGCGUUAAUGAAUUCGCUCAUCGAUACGCGGAAACAGGAAAUAAAGUUUACAUGUAUUAUUUCACUCACCGAAGCGCCGGAAAUCCAUGGCCAUCUUGGACGGGUGUCAUGCACGGUGAUGAAAUUAAUUACAUAUUUGGCGAGCCUUUAAAUCCACUUAAAAAUUAUCGAGUCGAAGAACAGGAACUCAGCAGGCGAAUCAUGAGAUAUUGGGCCAAUUUUGCUAAAACAGGAAAUCCGAGCAUGUCCGAAGAUGGAACAUGGACUCCUGUUGUAUGGCCCGAACACACUGCACACGGUAGAGAAUACCUUACAUUAGCAGUGAAUAAUACGUCUACGGGAAGGGGUCCAAGGCUUAAACAGUGUGCAUUUUGGAAAAAAUAUUUGCCCCAAUUAUUAGCACUAACAAAAAAUAUCAAAUCUAACAAUCAAAUACAAAAUUGUCAAUCAAAGGGUUCAAAAUCAACAUUUUUACAUUUUAGUCAUUUUAUUCCACCUUAUUUCACUUUAUUAUUAUUAUUAUUAUUAUCGGGGGGAAAAAUAUUUUAA